Vicia villosa (hairy vetch) is the source of this 1083-nucleotide messenger RNA. Its product is annotated as mitochondrial distribution and morphology protein 34-like. The transcript has a single exon. Lineage: Eukaryota; Viridiplantae; Streptophyta; Magnoliopsida; Fabales; Fabaceae. The record is from RefSeq and is a predicted model, not a curated record. Bases 1 to 1083 code for a protein of 360 amino acids.
AUGUUAGGGAAGAUGGUCACUGGUGUCAUUGAAGCAGCUUUCAAUGAUGGAUAUCUUGUUAAUGUUAAGGUGGCCGAUUCUGAUUCUUUUCUGAGAGGCGUAGUGUUUCUUCCAGGGCAAGUUACUCCAGUUACCGCAGAAAAUGAUGUUGCCCCUCAUAUUCAAAUGAUCAAAAGAAAAGAGUUUCCAAUUCCAAUGCCAAUGCCAAACCCUCGGACUAAUGAAGUACAUGUUUCUCUUCCCACAUUGCAGUCUAUUGAGCCACAAAUACCGGCGCCUUUUCCUGGCGUGCACAUUCUACCGACCGAGGUUCAUUCUGGUGUAUCAGUUCCAUCAGGCAUAUCAGAGGCUGAACAUGUGAAUCAGUCUAACUCUCUCAAACCCGAGAUGGACCGUGACAAAACUGUUGAACAAAAUGAUAAAUUGCACGAACUGGACGCAUCCACACAGGUAGAAGAAUCCAGUGCUGAUCCACGGCCUGCAUCAGAAACCAUGAACCUGUUUCCAACAAUUGAGAACACUAAUAGCGAGCUAAGAAAUGAACAGCAAGUAUUUCCUUCUGUGAAUCAUUUGAAUGAGUUCGUUCAUAACGAACCGAAUAGUUCAAAUAUUGAACUCAACUUGGUUCCUGUAUCUGCCGAACCCGAAUCCAUGCCAUCUGAACAGCAUAAUAAUAAAUCUGUUGAAGUUUUUAUGGAGAAUCAGACAUUGCCAGAAACAGAUUUAGAAAAAGACGCAACAAAGACAAAACCUGUUUCUAUUGAUACUAUGAGCAACGUCGAUAACAUCUCAAACUCGAAUGGAAACACAAGUACUGGUAUUGCUAAUAUUAUUGAUAUGGUACCAAAUCAUGCAGUUGAAACCAUCCAACAUGAAUCCGUGCAAUUUGAGCAGAUUGGUCAGAAUCAUCCUUCUGACAUCAAGCUUUCGCCUGAAGGAUGUAACUUCAUGGAGAAGGAGAAGAGUGAUCCUCAAAACUGUAGCUCUCUUGGCGAUGUCAAUAAGGUUGAUUUCGAUCAUCCUAUAGCUGAAUCUUUAGUUGAUGCAGUGCCUUCUGAAAACCAGAUUGGAGCAGGCACUUGA